AUGAAGCAUUUUGCCAAAACUAUGGCGUUCGGCAUAAAAGGCGAGCUUAAUAAAAAGGACAAACUACUAACUCCCUACAGCUUAAGAGUUAUAAUGCGCCGAUUUUAUAAUACGUGGGAAAGACAUUACAAUCUGGAGAUACCCUUCAAUGUUAAAAGGUCGGUAGCGCCGUAUAUCCAAAGGCCACUAGCUCAAGAGCUCGGCUUAAAAAACCUCCGCCAGGAUCAGGCCUUCUUAACCAUCGAGAACUAUGUCAUCUUACAAGAGCAGUUGUGGUUUAGGGAUCACUACGACUAUGUGCAUGAAGGGUGCCGUAUAGAUAACGCCAACCUACUAAAUACGCACUGCUUUAGCUCGGCCCGCCUUCAGGAGCUG
Lasiosphaeria miniovina is the source of this 375-nucleotide messenger RNA. RefSeq lists its product as uncharacterized. The annotation marks the transcript as partial. The transcript is spliced from 2 exons. The record is from RefSeq and is a predicted model, not a curated record. Lineage: Eukaryota; Fungi; Ascomycota; Sordariomycetes; Sordariales; Lasiosphaeriaceae.